Trichoplax adhaerens is the source of this 453-nucleotide messenger RNA. RefSeq lists its product as uncharacterized. Bases 1 to 453 code for a protein of 150 amino acids. NCBI's taxonomy places the organism in Eukaryota, Metazoa, Placozoa, Uniplacotomia, Trichoplacea, Trichoplacidae. The transcript is spliced from 2 exons. The record is from RefSeq and is a predicted model, not a curated record.
AUGGCUGACAACUGGCGUGGAGAAACUUUCAAGCCAAAUGACGCAUGCGCAAUGCUAGCCGAAACUAGGGUACCGUGGUUUGACGCUCACGUCCACAAAAACCCACCUGGUCCAGACUUGAUGGCUUGGUGUAUGGAGAUCGUGGAACCAUGUACACAGUACAGUAUAGGACAGCAGGUAAACACCGCGCACUAUACUCGCGGUGGUGUCGUGUCUCGUCGGAUGGCUGUCCGAGGUUCGAAUGUAGAUGCUGGUGACAGACAGGGUCUACUGACGGACGACGACGACCACUGCAAAAGCUGGAAAGGAGAAAAGGACUUGACCAUGAUAAUGAAUUAUAAUCAUUAUGGACAUGGCGGAAAGCAGCAAAAGAAGCAAAAGCCGACCAUUUUUUUCACUCAUUUUACAAUAUGCUAUGCCUGUAACCGUAUGCCAUACUAUGCAAAACUAUAG